ACUAUCACAAGAAAGGACUAAAAACCUAACUUUCAAUGUUAUCUAUAAGCUUAGUUUUAUAAACAAUGCUAUAGUUCGACUUGAGCCUGAUGCAUUUUCUACUUUCAUAACAAUAAAGGUAUUAACCAUCUCAUCCGAACCAUCAUUGCUAGCAUCAGAUGUAAUGAAUGCAUUGAACAAUAUGAAUACUGCUCAUCUAAAGUCACUCAACCUAAUAAACAACGAUUGGAUGUUUCUUCCAGACGACAUGUUUAAGGCAAUAAAAACGAAUAAAAUUAAAAAAAUUAACCUCAACAGAAAUAAUCUUCAACUGUUGAAUUUCUCAUGGUUUUCAAAUAUGUCUCACUUGAUAAAUCUGAGAGUCAGUUUUAAUAAAAUUUCAAUAAUUCUACAAGACAGUAUUCUCAGCCUGAACAAACUUUAUCUAGACAGCAAUGAAAUUACAAAAUUUCCACAGUUUUGUACGAAUCAUGAUAAUAACAGUGCACUUCCAAACUUGAGAUAUUUAUCUCUGACAAAUAAUAAAAUAGCAAAAUUAAAUGUUGGACAAUUUCGAUGUUUUUCGAAGCUUCGAUCAUUGAAAAUUGAUAAUAAUUGGAUCGUUAGUAUUCAUAAUAAUACUUUUACAGAUUUGAAAGUAUUAACUAAUCUCAGUAUACAGGCUGUAGGAAAACAGUUGAAAACAAUUGAAGAUGGAUCAUUUAAUAUACCGUCAUUACAAAUGGUAUCCCUCCGAGAUUGUCAUUUCCAUUUUGAUAGUCUAUCAGCGACGGAGCAAAGUAGUAUGCUGUCAAGCUGCAAUGAUUUAAGAUUUCUUGAUCUUGGUGGAAAUUUUUUGAAUUCAACAACUUUGACUAGGAUAAUAUCACAAUUAAAACAGUUAAGAUAUCUUAACUUGGAAAACACAAGGCUUGGCUAUUUGUCUGACAACGUAUUUCCAAAACUACUAGCGAUUGAAACGCUCAUCAUGUCCAGUAAUCGAAUAUAUGGAUGGGAUAAAUAUGUGUUUGAUCAUGUGGCAUCUCUGCAAUAUCUAGAUUUGUUCAAUAAUCUAAUAACGAUAGUAAACGAAUCAUCUUUUCCGACUGCGUUACUGGCAAAUUUGAAAAGGAUAAAUUUAGGCGGAAAUCGAUUUGCUUGUACAUGUGAACAGAUAUGGUUCGUUAAUUGGUUACGGCGCACAAACAUAACACUUUGCGACUACCCAAAUCGUUAUUUUUGUACUACACCAGAUAUUUAUAAUCACAAAUUGUUGAAAGAUUACAAACCUUCCUUUUUGUCGUGCAACCCAAUCAUUACGAUUAUAAUUUCAAUGUCUGCAUUAGUUUGCCUGUUAAUAUCGACAAUGAUAAUUUUUCUGAAAUGUAGUACAAAUAUUAAGAACUUUUUAUACCUCCUCAAAGUUAAACAGUUUAGACGACAAGGUUAUCUUCCUAUUGUAAAUAGUGAAGAUUAUGAAUAUCACGCUUUUCUUGUUUAUUGUGAUGAGAACCGAAUAUGGGUUCAUAACGACUUCGUCAAAAAACUUGAAAAUGAGGAGGGAUUUAAGUUCUGCAUUUAUCACAGAGACUUUGAUGUAGGAGAAUCUGUCAUUGGAAACGUUGAUAAAUACCUUAAAAAGUCGUGGAAGGUUAUUGUUAUUAUAUCAAAUGCAUUUGCGAAAAGCGAAUGGUGUCAGUGGGAAGUCGAUAUAAUUCAGGAGAGAAGACGUCGACAAGGCAGAAAUGCACUUCUCUUAGUAGUACUUGAAAAUAUCACCUCUAAAAACAUGACAAGUCCUCUCCGUACUUUACUAGAAAGUACCCCACAUCUGAGGUACAAAAAAGGAAUUGGUGAAAAUUUAUUUUGGGCUGCCGUAAUUAAAGAUCUUCGAAAAGCCGUCGGACACCCUCCGAUUUCUGAAUUAUAGAUAUAAGUUGUUAUUGAACGAGGGUCAGUUUCAAUAUGUACUAAUGUUUGUGUAGCGUUGAUUUGUUUUCAAUAUUGGUAUGAUAUUGUGUUUGUUGAAAAGGAAAUGUUGAUCAUACGUCAUUAUUUCAUCAAAGAAACAACAGAAAUAACAUAAAAAAAGCAUAUAGAAACAGUAUCUUCAAGAAUAGCGACUAUGCAAUACGCAUAAAUAAUUCUAAAUAUUUGUGAACAUAUAGAAAAAUACCGGAUAACAGAUGACAAAAACAUAAUAUGAAUAACAAAACAAACCGUAUUUA
Messenger RNA from Mytilus californianus (California mussel), 2207 nucleotides. Its product is annotated as toll-like receptor 13. The transcript has a single exon. Gene Ontology annotation, molecular function: transmembrane signaling receptor activity; protein binding. NCBI's taxonomy places the organism in Eukaryota, Metazoa, Mollusca, Bivalvia, Mytilida, Mytilidae. The record is from RefSeq and is a predicted model, not a curated record. The coding region runs from base 164 to 1909 and encodes 581 amino acids. Gene Ontology annotation, biological process: inflammatory response; toll-like receptor signaling pathway; immune response. Gene Ontology annotation, cellular component: membrane.